Molecule: messenger RNA, 3903 nt
Organism: Toxorhynchites rutilus septentrionalis
Lineage: Eukaryota; Metazoa; Arthropoda; Insecta; Diptera; Culicidae
Exons: 3
Coding region: 114-3632 (1172 amino acids)
Biological process (GO): regulation of transcription by RNA polymerase II
Cellular component (GO): chromosome; nucleus
Molecular function (GO): zinc ion binding; chromatin insulator sequence binding
Source: RefSeq, a predicted model, not a curated record
UGUCAGUUCGUUCCGCUGUAAAUCAUACAGAGAGGAAGCAAACUGAUACAAAAAUCGCAUUCGCAUCGUUGUAAAGACGAAAAUUCGGUGGAAAAAGCAGCACUAUUCGAGCGAUGGAUGUUUCCCAGUCGCUCGGGGAUGAUUUGCUGGAUGUUCCAAAUGGCGAUCCGGCAACGUAUUGCAGGUUGUGCUUGUCCGAUAUCGACGUGGAAGAACUAUUUCCCGAUGGCCAGGGACCGCGACAAGAGCUAAUUGAGCGCAUUCAUGAGUGCACCGGUAUUUUGAUCACCCUGGACGAGGACUAUCCGUCGUCGGUAUGUUGGAUGUGUUCCCUCUCGUUGGAGGAGUUUCAGUGCUUUCGGGAGCGAUGCCAUCGUUACGAUAUUCUGAUACGUCGGAAAAGGAAGGAGCUUUGUCUGGGUGGAACAAUCGCUGCGGUGAACCAUGGCUAUGAAGUGGUUAUGGAGGAUGACGAUGAUGAUCCGGAUCAGGACGAUCCAGAAGGACCAUUGCUUCGUAUUUCCUCGAUCCAGGAACGAUUUGAUGCGAUCGAAGAUGAUUUGUCCAAUGAAAGUUUGUUGGAACCUUCGUCCUAUCAGCCAGUGGAGAGAGAUAUGAAACCAGAUCAAGAAACGUUGACUGCUUACGCGGAGCAUUUCAAAGCAGCCGGUAAUGCAUCCGCUGGGCGCGACACUAACCAUGACGAUCCUGAACGACCAUUCAAGUGUACUCUCUGCACGCGAACCUUUAAAAAUCGUGCGAACCUCUGGGAGCACAACCGACUCCACACGGGUUUGAUGCCUUUUUCAUGCAACGAUUGUGGAACCACUUUCAGUAGGUAUAAAUCACUGAUGGCGCAUAAGGAAAAAUAUCAUUCGAAGAACUCAACCGAGGAUCCGCCGCUGAGACUGAAGUGCAACUUCUGUCCCCGUGUUUUCCCUCGUAAAGGAGAUCGUACACAACACAUGAAGAUGGGUCAUCCGGAUCAGUAUGAUCCCAGCGAGAAAGCAGCUGGAGACACACCAACGCCUUCCCUUCCCCAGGAGAGAUCGACCCCUUCAGCUAGGCGUGUUAGUGCGGCGACGUCCGAAAGCAUUAGCGUGAAAAAAGCAAACCCAAGUCCCGUGACGAACUCUGUGGUGGCGCGCUUCUGCUGUAAUAUGUGCCUAAGCAGUUUCGAGACGGCUGAACUUCUGGAGGAGCAUGUAGGAUUAAUGCACCCGAAAGAUGGCAUAUUGACUUGUCCGUACUGUCCCAAGACCUUUAAAGCGAGACCAACUCUACGCAUGCAUAUACUCAAUCACCAGGGCAAACUUCCGUACAAAUGUGACGACUGUGGCUCGCGCUUCGAUCGCAGAUUCUAUCUCGUGAAGCAUCGGGAACGGUACCAUACGGGAGAAAACCGUAAAGUUAUCCACUGUCGGUUCCGAUGUAAGUUCUGUCCUCGUCUGUUUCAGCGUAAGAUCGAUCGCAAAACGCAUACCCGCAUGGUGCACUCGAAGGAGAUCCGAGUAAAAAAGGAGAAGGUCGAUCAAAUUCUGAACGAUACUCGAACAAAGGAAGAUGACGAUGACGAUGAAGAGGAGGAGCAAGUAGUGGUGGUGAAACGUGAAAAAUCACCAGUUCCGAAAAUGAGGAAGUCUCUUCCUGCGAAUCCCAGCAAUGAAUGCGUCCAUUGUGGAGAACACUUUCCAACCGCAGCUAUGCUCCGCGAACAUAUUGAUGACCAGCAUCUGAAAAAGGGGAAGGAUGUGAAGCCUGUGCUUUCGAAGGUGGCGAAGAAAACAAAUUCAGCCAAAACGACACUGAGCGCAAAACGUCCCUACAAGUGUCCGUAUUGUCCGAAAACGUUCACACAGAAUUAUGUCAUGAAGGAACACACGUUCAUCCACACCGGAUCGCUACGUUACCGAUGCGACGAGUGCUUGGCCAUGUUCAAUCGUCCCCACUACCUGCGGCAACACAAGCUCAAAUAUCAUUCCUUGAACUCCAAUUUUCGGGCGCUUAAGUGCCGUUUCUGUUCGCGAAGUUUCGUCCGCAAGCAGGACAUCAAAAUCCAUGAGAGGAUCGCUCAUGAUGUAAUCGAUGAGAGCGAGCCCGCGGAGCGAGAAAUUCUGGACGAUAGUUUCAACGGGAGCGCAGAUAAUACGCUUGACUAUGAGGGCGGAAGUAAAGACGGGGGCAAACGUGACCGUAUCACCGGUUACCGGAAAAAGACGGAGGUUGGAAGAAAGGAUCCGGUGGAAGAUGAUGACAUUGAGGAAAUUGAUGAUGAGAACGAUGAGGACUAUGUGGUAGAUGACGACGAAUACGAUGAGGAGGAAGGAGAUGAUGGGGCGAGCGAGAUCGACGGGGACGAUGACGAUGAGGACAAUGGUGGCAUCACUGAUAAUGGAACCGAGGAUAAUAGAAUAUCAAACUCGGCUGAGGAUCCGGAAAUUCGUGACGUGGUGGUAACGCUGGAGCGCAUCCCUCAGGACGUUUUGCAAUCUUUGGACAACUCCAACGAGGACGAUUGCGCGGAGUCCAAUGCUGAGUCGAACGACAACGACGGAGAGGACGAUGACCAGUCUACAAGCGAUCGAUCGGCGGGAAAACCACGGCUCAAUGUCGGCAUAACACUGCACCGCUGUCCGAAGUGUUUCAAGGUGUUCAAGACACGCAAAUCGUUGAAUCAUCACAUGAUCUACCACCAGAGUCAGUUGCCGUUUUCGUGCGAUGAAUGCGGGGUGCAGUUCGCCCGCAAUCGGCCGCUUCAGGUGCACAAAAAGCGCUACCACUCGGAAGAUGCUCCCUACGUUGGUCAGCGAUUCAGUUGCGAUUACUGUCCGAGAAUCUUUCUUCGCGAUCGGGACAAGAUCUUUCACCAGAGAACCGUACACAUCAUGGAGCGGAAUGUGCUCCGCGAUGAAGGCACACCGGAAUUGAAAAAAGCAAAAAUAAAAAGACGAAUGGAUUUCGUUUGUAUCGUUUGUUGUCAGCGCUUCCUGACAGAGAAGACCUGCCAGCGUCACAUUAAUGAUUUUCAUCCCGCGGAAGCAUUGCCCAAAAGUUCUACACCAGUGUCAACUGAGCUAGCAACUCCGAAAAUGGACCCAGACAUGGAACAACUCGAGGACCCUAAGCAGACCAUUUCGCCACUUCCAGCGUCGACACCGCCACAGCCGCCACCACUAUCGCUUUUUAAUGCCGGCGUGAAACCGUACAGACUGUGUCGCUGCACAACGUGUGUGGCAAUCUUCAAAGACCAAGACAACUGGACAGCCCACAUCAGGACUCACUCGAAUGUACGUCCGCAUCACUGUGAGCCAUGUCUACUGAAACGAAAAAGUCGUACGAACCGCAAAAUAACCUCAGUUGGCUUCAAGUGCCAGUACUGUCCGAAGGUAUUCAACAAAGCGAGUUCUUUGCGUGUGCAUCAACGGCUGCACACCUCGGAACUGCGUUUCCCCUGCGAUGAGUGCGGCAUGAUGUACGAUCGCUACCGAUUGCUGCAGGCCCACAAGGAACGCUACCACUCCGAGGACGCGAUGCAGACUCCUCUGGAAACCUUCCGUUGUGUGUACUGUCCGAGGACCUUCAUGCGGCAGCGUGACUGCAACUAUCACCAGGAAUCGGUGCAUGCGAUGUGAUGCAGUGGCGUCACUAUUUUCCCUCGGAACAUUUGAUGGUGAAGUAUUUUAAGUAUUAUAGUGAAUACAUAAAGCAACACAACAGAAAAUUUUUAUUAUUAUGCAGACUAUUUUAAAUGCUUUUUUUUAGUUUUCUUUUUCAAUAUAUAGACUAUGUUAUGAUUUGUGAUAAGGAGAAUUUCAUGGUACCAGACGACACAUUUAUAUCAUCCUUCCUUCAGAGAAACUAUUCUGUACUCUCCCUCAAAAUUCCUGCUUAAUACUUAAUAAA